Molecule: messenger RNA, 1506 nt
Organism: Ogataea haglerorum
Lineage: Eukaryota; Fungi; Ascomycota; Pichiomycetes; Pichiales; Pichiaceae
Exons: 1
Coding region: 1-1506 (501 amino acids)
Biological process (GO): GPI anchor biosynthetic process; protein localization to plasma membrane
Cellular component (GO): membrane; endoplasmic reticulum
Molecular function (GO): glucosaminyl-phosphatidylinositol O-acyltransferase activity
Source: RefSeq, a predicted model, not a curated record
AUGUCUGCAUCUUUGAAGGAAAGAAAAGAAGAAUUUGUAACAGGACUUACAGGUGGUUCGACCAUUGACAUAUAUGGUGUGACAUCUGUAUCGAUUAUAUCUUAUUUAGUGUGGUCAGUUUUGAAAAAAAAAACAUCUGUCUUCAGUGAUUCCAAUGAUGUUCAGGCUAUGGUUCUAGACUUUUUGAUAAACUGGGUUCUCCUUUUGCUUUCUGUUACGUGCUACUCUAACAAUAUUAUCACAUUGAUUGCUGCUUCAAUGAUACCGCUAUUAUUAAUAGUGCUCAGGAGGACGAAAGAGUCGGGCAGAAAAACAAUCAAAAUCAACCUGACCACCUUAUCAUCCACUCAGUUUACACCAAUUUUAGCCUAUGUGACUGUUUACCGUGCACAAAUGAUGAUAAUUACGUGUAUUUGUAUUCUGUCAGUCGACUUCCCUGUUUUUCCAAGGAGGUUUGCCAAAGUUGAAACAUGGGGCACUAGCUUGAUGGAUCUUGGGGUCGGAUCUUUCGUAUUCUCAAUGGGUCUCGUGAGCGCCAGACAAACUAUUAGACAAAGGUUUGACUCAAACUAUAACUACGUUAGGAAUCUGAUCACAUCGAUAAAAAAUAGCAUACCCAUACUUGUUUUGGGUGCUCUGAGAUUGACAAGCGUUAAGCUGUUUGAUUACCAAGAACAUAUCACCGAGUACGGAAUGCAUUGGAACUUCUUCUUUACCCUGAGUCUUAUUCCACUGGUUGCAAACAGUUUUGCGCCAAUCAUUGAUCUACUUUCACCAAUUGUGACAGGAUUUAUAAUAAUGUUAUUAUAUGAGGUUGUCCUGACAAAAUAUGAAUUACUGGAAUACAUUCUCAAUUCGAAAAGAGAAGGAUUGAUCGGCAUGAACAAAGAGGGACUUUUUUCUUUAGCAGGGUAUCUUGCAAUAUACUUGAAUGGGAUUUCUCUGGGAUAUACGAUUUUGCCCCUUUUCCCUACCUGCAAGAAUCUGCUAAGAGCUAAUGGGUCCAAAGACGAGUGCCUGAGCAAUAGAAAAAACAGGGCAUUCACAGUAUCACCAAUCAAAGGGCUGUUCAUUCUAGCAGCUCUUUUUCAUGCCUUGUAUUACAUAUUAGAUACAUGCUAUAUUUAUGGAGUGUCUCGAAGGAUGGCCAAUUCCUUAUAUGUCAUUUGGGUUUGUGCUUACAAUUAUACAUUCUUAUUUGGCUUCAAGCUUGUUGAGAAUCUUAUAUGGGGAGAACCCCAAUAUGAACUGACACGCAGUGAAAACAAAAUAACAGCAGUGAAUGAUCAUCGUCAUAAGGACUGUGUUCCAGUGGGCCUACGCGCAGUGAACUACAAUGGCCUGACUGUUUUCGUACUGGCAAACGUGCUUACGGGCCUUGUGAACCUGACCUUCAGCACAAUUGACAUGAGUGAUAUCAUGGCCCUUAUAUUAUUAAUCACAUACUGCGCUGUACUCUCCGCAGUCGCAUUCUUUUUGUACACCAAAAGGAUACACAUUAGAUAG